AGGUUAUGUUGUUAGCGUCUUAUUUUUUGCAGUAAACAAUUUAAAUAAUCCACAAUUACUUUAAAUCGCCACUAUGACGGCGCUAAAACAAGGCAUAUUACAUUCAUUACUACAGAAGGAAGGUUUGUGCUGCCUGUGUUUUGGCGCUAUUGGGUCUGAUCAUGUUUAUUUGGAGGAUGAAGCGAUGGUGAAUGAUUCUGGCAACGUAAAGAUUUCUGAAGUGCUGAAUAAUAUACUAGGAAACGAUGUGAUGGAUAACUUACCUUUCCAAACAGUAUGUGAUGAUUGUGUUGUAUCGGCCAUACAAAGCUACACAUUUAUUAAACAAUGCAAAGAAAACACAGAUAAUCUACAACAAGCCAUUGAAAAUCUAGACAUUUCUUUACAAAAAUUAACCAGUCAGGAAACAUGCAAGGCGGUAUUUCUUUCUUUAGACUCAAGUCUUGCCGCUCACGUUUACUACGAUUACAAAAAGCCAGUUACCUCGAUCCCUAAAGCUUUGGCCAGAUUUAAAUAUGUUUCCUCUGAUGUAUGCAAUGGUAAAUAUUACAUAGAAAGAUCUGAGAAAAAACAAUUUAAUACCUGGAUAGCUCCGAAUGUUAGUGACGAUGACGAUUUUGAUAAAGACUGGUGCAUAUCGCCAGAAAAAAGGAAUAAAACUAAAAGGGGUCAUAGAGGUAAAGAAUAUUUAUCUGACAGGGUCAUACUUCGUCAAAAUAGUACAAAUAAGAAACUAAUAUGCAACGGUUGUGAAAAGCCAUUUGAAAAUAUCACUAUGCUGCGAAUGCAUUACAUGAGAGUUCAUGCGGUCAAGAAAAUUAAGUGUCCAAAAUGUGAUCGUAAGUUUGCCACUAGCAAGCUGCUAGAAUACCAUCUAAGUCUGUCCCAUGCGAAUGCUGUCUGUUUCGAAUGCGGGAAAACCUUUACUAAUAUAGCAAGCUUGAAGAAACAUGAAGACUCCCAUAACAUAUCAUCUAAGUAUGUCUGUCAGAACUGUCACCGAGUGUACAAAACAUUACGGACCAUGAAAGAACACAUUUACAACGGAGUUUGCGAGCGAGGAGGCAGAACAGGAAAAUUCAGUAUAGGAAAGUUUAUUUGCGAUAUUUGUGAUAAUCGCUUUGCUACAAAGAACGCGGUACGGUCCCAUUUGAUCACUCUUCACGGGUUUGGAAGUGACGAUGCUGUACACACUUGUACAUGGUGUAAUAAAAGAUUUGAGGCGUUAAGCAGUCUAAAAGGCCAUAUAGUUAAGCAUACUAGAGAGCGGAGAUUCCAAUGUGAUCUCUGCAAUGAGAAGUUUGUGACACAUCCAGCGUUGGUAAACCAUACUCGUUUACACACUGGCGAACGACCGUAUUCUUGUGAGUACUGUGAUGAAAGCUUCAUCUCAGCUUCGAGACGGAUGGAACAUACGAGAAGGAAACACUUGGAACCAUCGCUUCCUUGCAGACUCUGUCCUAUGAUAUUUAAAUCUGGUGCGGGUAAACGGAAACAUGAGCGAAGGCAUUUCAAUCCGACUAGCAAGCUUUAUGUGCCAAAGGCUCUCAGGCCGGUAGGUAUUAAAGAACCGAAAGAGCCUACCCCAUCUAAUACGAAAAGGAGGGUCGUGAUAAGGAUGAACGUGGAAAAUUAAUAAAAACUGACUGCUGGGACGUGGUUAGGAUCAAAGAUUAAGAUCCUUUCAACUUAACAUGGUUCGAACUAUAUACAAUACAAUACAAUACUCUUUAUUGCACACCUUGAUAAAAUACAACAAUACAAAACAAGGAAGAAACACGAACAAAGGUAAAC
Molecule: messenger RNA, 1794 nt
Organism: Leguminivora glycinivorella
Lineage: Eukaryota; Metazoa; Arthropoda; Insecta; Lepidoptera; Tortricidae
Product: zinc finger protein 879-like
Exons: 2
Coding region: 74-1636 (520 amino acids)
Biological process (GO): regulation of transcription by RNA polymerase II
Cellular component (GO): nucleus
Molecular function (GO): zinc ion binding; RNA polymerase II transcription regulatory region sequence-specific DNA binding; DNA-binding transcription factor activity, RNA polymerase II-specific
Source: RefSeq, a predicted model, not a curated record